ACCCCCGAGCCUCCUCUCCUCCUCUGGAAACAUAGUAAUACUAACAGCAACGGAAAGGCCUCUCCUUGGAGCCCUCUCUAUCUUCCAUCCAAGGAUCAAAUGGGUCUUCUCGACCAACUGUGGGACGACACCGUCGCCGGGCCUCCGCCCGUCGGCAAGCUCCGCAAGUACAACUCCUUUUCCCCUUCAUCCUCCGCUGCUGCUUCUUCCGCCGCCGCUGGCGGCGUUGCUCAGGUCACCCGCAGCGUCACCAUCCUGCGCACCGCGUCCUCCUCCGCCGCCACCUCUCCCCGCUCUCCCUCCUCGCCGGCCAGCGCCCCGGACUCCCCCCUCGCGCCGCCGGGGCCGUGGGGAGACUGGAAGCGGUUGCGGAGAAAACCGGUGCCGGUGGCUGAGGGAGCGGGGAUGGCCGAGCCGAGAAGCCCCACCGUCUAUGACUGGGUGGUGAUAAGUUCUCUAGACAGAUGAAAGUGAGAUGGGGGAGAAAGCUUGCUAGGAAAGCUAAGAGAAGAAGAAGACAGUCGCAGACAAGGAGUUGCCGUCACCUUUGUUUGUAUCUUGAUCUGUGCAUAUGAUGCAGGUUUUUGUAGCUAUAAGAAAGCAGUGGAAGGAGUCAGGAAAAAGUUUGUAGGAGACUUUUGAGCCAUGGAGGGCACAGCAUGGACCUAUGCAAUCAUUUCCCCCACUUGGCUUUGUCCCCUCCUUCUGUUUGUAAUCUUUGUGCUUGUGAAUUAAGCGGUGGGUCUUCUGUUCAAUGGAAUGCUUGCUAUCUAAA
Musa acuminata subsp. malaccensis (wild Malaysian banana) is the source of this 775-nucleotide messenger RNA. Its product is annotated as dormancy-associated protein homolog 3. The record is from RefSeq and is a predicted model, not a curated record. Lineage: Eukaryota; Viridiplantae; Streptophyta; Magnoliopsida; Zingiberales; Musaceae.